GCUCAAGUUAUGCCACUCGUCAGUCUCGAACUUCAUCAUAGUAGUAGUCUAUUUCACUAGCCGACUUGCACGAUUUCAGCUGUUACUCCUGGAAAAACACAGCGUUGUUCCUCUACUCUCUACAUACAUCUUACCACCGCCUAUAUCUGUUCACCUUCCUUCUACAAUCGGCAUCUUUGCGCAGAAGCAGCACGCGACUACCCCCCUCCUUUUAGCAGCCUCACCGUUUCUACAUAACCUUCACCAUGGCGACACCUGCCUUUGGAGCGCAGGCGUCUACCGAACCCGAACCUAACAAUGCCGCACUCUUCGAGUCUCGAAGGAGACAGACAAUCAGCGGCUCACAGAUCCUCGACAAUAUCGUGUCUUUCUCCAAUUGUGCGUCUACCUCCUCCCCGAAGGACAGGUCCUCGAGACACCCAUCAUUAAGAAGAGUCGGGUGAACUGACUACCACCGCAAUUUAGUCGAUCGAGAUGAGGUGGACCGAUUACGGAAAAGAUUCAUGAAAUUGGACAAGGACAACAGUGGAACAAUUGAGCGAGAAGAAUUCCUCUCUUUACCUCAAGUCUCUUCAAAUCCCCUGGCCACUAGAAUGAUAGCGAUAUUCGAUGAAGAUGGAGGUGGUGAUGUCGAUUUCCAAGAAUUCGUGCUCGGACUCUCUGCCUUCUCGGCCAAGGGACACAAGGAGGAGAAGUUGAAGUUUGCCUUCAAGGUCUACGACAUUGACCGCGACGGAUACAUCUCUAAUGGCGAACUAUUCAUCGUGCUCAAGAUGAUGGUGGGAAGCAACUUGAAGGAUCAACAGUUGCAACAAAUCGUGGACAAGACCAUCAUGGAAGCCGACAAGGACGGCGAUGGGAAAAUCAGCUUUGAAGAGUUCACCCACAUGGUUGAGAACACCGACGUGAGCAUGAGUAUGACACUGGAUCAAUUCUGAACAGUCUGGUCGUGCAGGCUACGAUCUAUAUUGGGAGCAAGGUCUGGACGAUGGUCUGGUACCUCAGAAGGACAAUAUGAUGUGUAACGCUUUGAUGACCUGUGCCAUGGUAGUAUAACUGCAACGAUGUGGCUUUUAAAAAGACCGGCGACCACGUUUUGACUGAGUGGUCUACUGAGGUAGAAUGCGACGCCUUUAAACAAUAUGAACAGCCUGGGGUUUUUGUUGGUCGUCUACUUGAAGUCUAUGCCCAUAUUUCAUAUACCACUGACUUGAGGACUCGAUCGAACAUACACUGUACUUGUCGCUCAUGGGCUCUUGACCUCCUGCAUUGAUUGGCCCAGCCGAAUUUUUGGUCCAUUUUCAGGCCAUCUCGUAUCCAUAUGAGACCACAGGUCAGCCGCACUCACCGAUCUGUAGGAUUUUAUUCUGCUGACGAAGCACGCAUCACAUGCUCUAAGAGGUACACACUACCCACAAUACUCAUCCCUUCGGAUCGGAUGUACGGUUACAUCUCCUUUACCCCAGGUAGUACACAAAGAAUGGUUGGAUUUUUGCCGAAUGACAUUGUCAACAAACCGGA
This is a messenger RNA of Exophiala oligosperma, 1521 nucleotides long. Its product is annotated as calcineurin subunit B, variant. The coding region runs from base 504 to 938 and encodes 144 amino acids. The record is from RefSeq and is a predicted model, not a curated record. The transcript is spliced from 5 exons. Gene Ontology annotation, molecular function: calcium ion binding; calcium-dependent protein serine/threonine phosphatase regulator activity. NCBI's taxonomy places the organism in Eukaryota, Fungi, Ascomycota, Eurotiomycetes, Chaetothyriales, Herpotrichiellaceae.